AUGGAUGCGCUGCAGCACUUGGUGGCGCCGCGACGGCCGCUGCCCUCGCCGAGGUCGAAGGCCCGGGAUGGCGCCUCGAGGAACGUGUUCGCGCUGCCGGUGAUCCACCAGUUCGAGCCGGUGCUGGCGUCCUCGCCCAAGUCCUACAUGGUGGCCAACGCCUCCACGAGGAAGAAGAGCGUCGGGGGCUCGGACGAGGCUGCAGUUUCUGGUGGAUCGCCGCCGGUUGUGCCGAGUCAGCCCCAACGCCCACGGAGUAAGGAGGGGGUGGACUCGCCUCGAGUUCUGCGGCCUCAACCGCCGACUGGGAUCUCGUCGCGGACGGACGUGGACAUCUACAGGUACAGCCAGGGAGCGGAGCAGCGCAUGGCGAUUCGCCCGCUGUUCGAGGAGAGGAGGGGGUCGGAGGAUGGAGAGAGGCCGUCGUCGACGAAGAGGAAGGUGAAGCGCGGGACGAAGAAGGGGGAAGCUGUAUCGUGUGGAGAGGAUCAUUCGAGAGGCGCUCAAGAAGCUGUGGAUGCUGUGGACAAUGAUGCUUCGGAGAAGACGAAGCAUGAGGGUGAGGAGGACAGUCGUAUGCACGUGGAAGAAGGAGAAUUGGAGGAGCUGCCGAGUGGCGCGUCGAACCAAGACGAUGUGAGGACCAGCUCCCCCUCUCCCGAUGACUGUUUGGGAGCAGUCGUUGCGGACACCCAAGAUUUGAUAAAGCAGGAGGAAGAGGACCCGGUCUUUAGCCACCAGUUCAAGCCAAACUCGAGUCCUGUAGCAAAUGUGGGCCCGAUGCUGCUGAAAAAGCUGGACGUCUCGACUUGCUACGAGCCAUUCUUGCAAACGGAAGGCCCCAAACUGACCUGGCUGCGAGACGUGAUUGAAUCAACAUCACCUGCUUCUGACACAGCAGAAGUAUGCCAGUCUGCAGCCAAGCGUGCUCUGAAGUCGGACGUUUUAGUGUACAAAACACUGGCAAAGGAUUUACGUACACUCAGAGGCUGCAGCGUGCUUGUCACUGUUCUGCUGAGCUCACGUGGAAAUUCUCAUAUUACGUGCAAAGGUGGCAGCGAUGCUGGCCAAAGCACCGUUGACAUCACUGACUCCGAUUUGGAGCAAUCCCAGCUUCUUCGUCCCGACUUACAGACGCUAACACCCAAGUGGGCCGACUGGAUCAUUACAAAAGUGCGCUGCGAUUCAAGACUGAGCUUCUACAUCGACCUUUCUGAUGCUGAGGGCACCGAAAAACGGGUCUGCUUUUCGGGAACAGCCCAUGUCAAUGACGCAGAGGUCGCUGUGGAGAUGGUUGCGUUGGUAGCAGCCUCAAGCUUGCUCAUAUCGAUCCGCGAUGCAGAAUCCGGUGCUAAUGAGGCGAAGAUUCUGCUGAAAGCGGAUGAUUUGCGACGCCUUGCACUCGAGAGAGGCAAGAUGUCUGCUGUUGACGGUACUGAGCGAGACGUAUCUGUAUUGUUUGAUGACCACGAUUUUCUCUCCGAGUUAGCUACCAAAAGCAACGUCAUUCGCCUCGGAAUGAGCUGCACGGGGUUUGUUGAUGAAUGCGACGCUAUUUUGCUGACAAAUGGAUCCUCGGCAUCGCCCACUGACUUUACCGAUGAUAUUACUGGAAGAGCAAGUCCGUUCGUGAAGUUCGAGUUACCUGACUCGCCGAAUUACGUCCAAGAGGCUGUUGCAGAGAACAAAAUGGUCGGGACUGUUGCGGUGCUUGUGCAGGCGUACGUGGAGAAUGGAAUCCUUUCAACAUUACGGCAUUUCCAGCAGCAAGAAGCCCUGCAACUUAAUGUAGCUGCCUUUAUACAGCAAGCCGCUUGUAUUGACAGCGAGGCCGCCUUUAAUGACCGCGUUGAGCAAAACCUAGAGGCUGCUAAAUUGGCAAAGCUCCGGGCAAGUUCUCGUUUCAUGGAAAUCGCCAUUCUCUCUAUCGUUGACGACAUGAUUCUGGACUUUAUCGCGUUCGAGUGCCGCGUCGAGAUCCACGCGGCCAAGUACUCUGGGGGAUACGAUGAUCACUACGCGAGUAAACUGCAAGCCGCUUUCCGUAUGAGUGCUCAGAAGAAGUCGUACGACCACAAGCGGCACGUGCGUAUGCGCGCUGCUCAAAUGCUGCAGGCUCUUCAACGUGGAAUCAUUGCUCGUCGACGGUACAGCGAAAUGAAAGUCGAGCGAGAGAAGUAUUUGUUCUACGGAUUCCGAUCGAGUCUGUACCAUGCGACAGCGAAUAUGAAAGACCCGAGACUUCGAGCCCAUGAACUGAGCACGGAGGCUGAACGGAGACGACACGCCUUCCUCAUGCAGGUCAUCCAAGGAUACGUAGCUGAGAACUUUGCCGAGGAGGAGUUCCGCGUGUCUUGUCAGACUAUUCAAGAUAUCUACAACGAGUACGGUGUUGUAGUAGGAUGCUCUACCAACUUUGGCGAUAUCGUUGCGUCCUAUCUGGGGAAGGCGCCAGACCAAGCGCUGUAUGUUCGCGUUGGAGAUUUUAGCCAUGGUCCCGAUGCGACUGCACCACCGAGACAGUAUUCAAACAGCCAGGUCAGCGCAGCGCUUCUCCUUGGACUGCGAGACCAGUACGACGACACGUUUGGCCUUUCUUCGACUGCUCGUCUAAUGAGCACCGGCAGGAUGCAGCGACUCAGACGUAGAACGCUGGACGCAGACGACGCAACUCCUCCGAGGUGGAUGCUGAAGACAAGCUUGCCCUUCCAGCAGUCCAAUCUCGACCGAGUUGCUGGCCAGCGGCUCACCCGCAAGGCUGCUGGGAAGAAGUCGGCUCAUCUCGUUGCUCGAGACUAUCGCAACACACUGGCUUCGUCGUUUGACUCUUUUGACAGUUGCCGAGCCACGUGGGUGGUGGACGUUCAAACUCGGCAAGAGCAGCAACGCACGUUGGACUCUUUUACGGUGGAUGAACUCGCGCAGCACUGCCUCGAUCUGCUGAUUUUCUGCGUGAAAGAUUGGGGAAUCGACCCGGAUCCUCUCUUCGAGGCUCUGAAUUUGUGUGGGCGCCACUGCCAUGGAAAAGCAGCGAUUCAAGUGCUGGAGGACAAGUUUAAUACAUACGCAACAAAGAUGAAUGAGGUCCAUGGCAAACAGAGCGUACUCACUUUGCGUGAGGAGAUCUCUCAAGAGCUGGAAGACUUUGAAAAGCUCCUGGCACUGCGGAUCUUGAAUAUUGCGGUAGACGAAGCCAUCACAGUGCCCACGAGCGAGCUGCUCCACAUUAUGCUGAAAGGCAAUCUGGACGAAGAGUACAUCCGACACGGCCUCCCCACUGUGUUGCCUAUCGCCAGCAUCACCGAAAAGCACGAGCUAGCGCGCAAGAUGCUCUACGGAUACGCCAACUCAUCGUAUGGUGACGCAUUUAACCUCGUGUGCUGGAGCUGCUUGGACGUAGCAGAAAACGUCACGGUGGAAGCAGCGCGGCUUCUUGACAAGCUCACCCGCCCAACGACCGACCACGGCGAAGCAGAUGGAUCAGUCACGUUGUUCACCAGCGAGUUAAUGUCCCGCCAAGUCACGAAGAAAUCGCUCACCCGCUCCUCUGAAUCUCUCGCUGCUCGAGCGCUGUACCUGCUCACGGGGUCCCAAGCCGUGCGCUUCCUGCAGUUUCUAUCCAAAGUGGCUCACUUCAACAAGUCCAUCCAGAAGCGCGUGCUUGCCCACCUCGCUCCUUACGCUGAAAAGUACGAGAUGCAUCGUCUCGCCAGUGCGAUCUGCUCCAUCGAAGACUUCUCCAUCGUAUCGCAACUUUUCGACGAGAGUUUCUCCGAGGACACUCUCAGGUCUUGCGCAUCUGUGUGGGCCCAGUACAAAAGCCUUUUCGGUGAUGAACGAUGCUGCAAAGCUAGGGACUCCAUCCACAUUCACUCAGAACACACGACAGCAGCGAAUUCAAGUGAGGGACAAUGA
Phytophthora sojae is the source of this 3915-nucleotide messenger RNA. RefSeq lists its product as hypothetical. Gene Ontology annotation, molecular function: protein binding. The coding region runs from base 1 to 3915 and encodes 1304 amino acids. The record is from RefSeq and is a predicted model, not a curated record. The transcript is spliced from 4 exons. NCBI's taxonomy places the organism in Eukaryota, Oomycota, Peronosporomycetes, Peronosporales, Peronosporaceae.